AUGGUUGGUUUUGGCACAUCCAAGGACGACAGGAAGAACCACGAAGAGGUUGCUGAUAUCCCGCCUCAUCUGUCGGAUUUGCACUGCUUUACUGAGACAGACAACUGCAUAACAACAACAAUGAUGGACCUCCCUGGCUAUCGCAUCACCAAAGUCCUGGGAGCCGUCUACGGAAUCACUGUUCGCUCGCGUAAUAUCGCAGCAGGUAUUGGUAUGGUUAUCAAGAGUUUGGCUGGUGGUGAAUUGAGCUGGUUUACCUCCAUGCUGUACAACUGCCGCAACGACUCCAUCAGCCGUGUUGUCCAAGAGACGAAAAAGAGAGGCGGGAAUGCUAUCAUCUGUUUGAGGUUUGAGACUGGAGACCUUGGAGGUUUUGCACAGGCCAGUGCUUAUGGAACGGCUUGUGUAGUUGAGAAGAUUGAGGGUGCUACUGUUGAGGCACCACAGUUGCUAAAUUAG
This is a messenger RNA of Fusarium coffeatum, 459 nucleotides long. RefSeq lists its product as uncharacterized. The record is from RefSeq and is a predicted model, not a curated record. Lineage: Eukaryota; Fungi; Ascomycota; Sordariomycetes; Hypocreales; Nectriaceae. The transcript has 3 exons. Bases 1 to 459 code for a protein of 152 amino acids.